AUGUCGUCUAACGGGCAACUUCAACAACCCUGCUUCCAAAAACUCAGUCAGAUAAAUGAGCAAACGUGGCUACAGAUGGGCUCUGUUGCCGAGCUGAUGCAAGAUUAUGAUCGUGCCAUGGCUGCUUAUGAGGCAGCUUUGCGGCAUAAUUCAUAUUCCAUUGCUGCAUUAUCAAGUAUUGCUGCUCUUUACCGUGGAAGAGAGCAAUUUCCCAGGGCAGUUGAAUAUUUCCAAAGAAUAAUAAAUAUUGAUCAGAAUAAUGGCGAAAUUUGGGGUGCUUUAGGUCACUGCUAUUUAAUGAUGGAUGAUCUGCAAAAGGCGUAUAGUGCAUAUCAACAGGCUCUAUACCACCUUCCUAAUCCAAAGGAACCUAAACUUUGGUAUGGAAUUGGAAUUUUGUACGAUCGCUACGGAUCUUUGGACCAUGCGGAAGAAGCAUUCUCUCAAGUAAUGGGAAUGGAACCAAAGUUUGAGAAAGCAAAUGAAAUAUAUUUCAGAUUAGGGAUCAUAUAUAAGCAACAGCAGAAAUAUGAUCAAAGUCUUGGUUGUUUUAAAUACAUUCUUCGAAAUCCACCGAGGCCUUUGACGGAAGUCGACAUCUGGUUCCAGAUCGGUCAUGUAUACGAGCAGCAAAAGAAUUUCGCAUCUGCAAAAGAAGCUUACGAACGAGUCCUAGCGGAUAAUCCUAAUCAUGCGAAAGUCCUCCAACAACUAGGCUGGCUCUAUCACCAACAGAGCGCUUCUUUCAAUAAUCAAGAUCUGGCCAUCAAUUAUUUAACCAAAUCAUUGGAAUCUGAUGGUAAUGACGCACAAUCGUGGUACCUCCUUGGGCGUUGCUAUAUGGCUCAACAAAAGUAUAACAAAGCUUACGAAGCUUAUCAGCAGGCUGUUUAUCGUGAUGGUCGCAAUCCAACAUUUUGGUGUUCUAUUGGCGUUCUAUAUUAUCAAAUAAAUCAGUUCCGAGAUGCUUUAGAUGCUUACAGCCGUGCCAUUCGUUUAAAUCCGUACAUAAGUGAGGUGUGGUAUGAUCUCGGAACACUUUACGAAUCAUGCAACAAUCAGAUUAGCGACGCCUUGGAUGCUUAUCAACGUGCCGCCGAGUUGGACCCCACAAAUCCACACAUCAAGCAACGCUUGCAGAUGUUAAGAAAUCAACAAGCGCAAGGGGGACAAACUUCUGCGCCAAUUCCACAGGAUGUUAAUCCUCAAGCUUAUCAGUCAAACACUGGUCCACCUCCAAUGCCUCCGUUUGCCCAACCAUCCCCGGGCCCGCAGGGUCCUCCUGGUAUGCCUAACAACUAUGGAAGGUCAGUCGACAACAGGCAAAACCAUCCGCCCAUUUCCCUAUCAUCCAUUCAUAAUAGCGGUGAAAGUCAUCGUGACUUACCCCCCAUGACCAGAAGAAGCCCUGGACCCUCAAAUCCAUAUGGUCACCCACCUCACCUUCGUGAUACCAAUCCACCAACACCACCUAACCAGCAGCACAUUCUUAACCCCGUAAUGUCUCCUCAUGACCCAAGACCGUUGACUCCUCAUCAACCACCACCUUUACGUCAUAAUCCAGAUAAGCGUACCUCUCCUUCUCCGCAGCUUCCACAGAUCCAGGAAGACAGGCGUGCCCCCAAACAUUCACCUCAACUAUCCGACACCUACCAACCAAGACCAAACUUUCCUUCACCAAGGAUGCCAAUGACAGAGCAUGGCAACUCUCAACAUUCAAGCUAUCCACCCACCGUCGACCAUGGUCGCGAAUCCGAUAUGUACGACCACGGAAAAGGAAAGCCCGAAGAUCGAAAUGGAAAUGGUGUCUCCUCUUAUCACAAUUCUGAUCCUCUCCCUUCGGCACACGAGUCUCUUUCACAUCACAGUGGUCGCGAAUAUCGAGAUUCAUUAGAUCAAAUGAUGAAAAGGGAAGAACCUCUACGACCGAUUGAUCACUCGAGACCCUCGAUCACCCAUCCACGUCCAAUAGUCGAUCACAACGAUCCUAGGAUGCAAGAGGGGUCGCUUGAUGAAAAGGGAAUGCCACCGUUUUCCGCUUUUCACUCGGAAGAUCAUCCAAGACGUCUUCCUGAAAUCAAAAGUUCCGAACCGUCAUCUCAAAGACCUCAUAUUCAAGAAUCACCUGCUCGAGAAAACAAUUCAUAUGGUAAUGAUCAGCAUAGUCCUGUUACGAACAUUCCGGGCAGUGAAACCCCGAGAAAGUCUUCCACGGAUCAACAUUCGAGUCGACCUGAUGGGCCACGAGACCUUAUCAAGACAUCAUAUCCGGACGAGUCAAGUCCCAGUGAACCAAGAUCGCCAAGUAUAUCACGAAUUACUGAUAACAAUAAUUCUAAUUCACCCACCAGUCCCCUCGACAAUGAAAAUUAUGAUGGAACGACACCCUCAGAUGCGGUGGGCAUUGGUGAUAAUGGGUCAUCGACCUCCUCGGCAGCACAAAAGCGGUCUUAUUCACCCAAAGGCGAUGAUCUUGACGAUCGUCGAGAUGAAGGUACUGCGAAGAGGAUCAAAACGUCUCCAAGAGACGAGGCGCAAUCACCUAUAUCACCUCAUUCGGAGCGUGAAAGAGAUCAACAGGAGAGGGAUCGGGAACAACGCCAAAGAGAGAGACGAAAAUCUGAUCAAAGUGCUAACGGUAGUGCUACUCAUUCACCUCCACAAUCAUCACCCUAA
This is a messenger RNA of Acaulospora colombiana, 2676 nucleotides long. The record is from the annotation of a GenBank genome assembly. Lineage: Eukaryota; Fungi; Glomeromycota; Glomeromycetes; Diversisporales; Acaulosporaceae.